GCUCCAUUAUAGUCCCAUUUCCCUCAAAUUAACCACUGUUUUCUGCUAUGAUUGCUGCGAGAUAAGCUUCGGGGAUCAGAUCUGGUGCGCCACCGACUGCUCCUCUGCGGGAUCUCUUCUUUGCGUUAAUUGAUCUACUCUGUGCGAUCGUCCAUGGCGAUCUCGAGCCCCGUAACUCCGGGGCAGGUUUCCUGUUUGCUUGGAUUUAUCCCACUUUUUUUAGCUUGGAUGUAUUCAGAAUGGCUGGAGUACAGAAAGAGUUCAGCAUCUCCUAAACUUGGAAGAAGCUCAGACGUCAAUUUGGAUGUAAUGGACAAAGAACAAAACAAAGAAGAUGAUCGAGCUGUCUUAUUAGAGGGUGGCCUUCAAUUAGCAUCCCCCAAAGUAUCCCAUGUUUCUGCUACAUCACAUCUCUUAAGGUUCUUUUUGAUGGACGAAGCAUUCUUACUAGAGAAUCGGUUGACGUUGAGGGCCAUAUCUGAAUUUGGUGCUUAUUUGAUCUACUUUUAUAUAUGUGAUCGUACAGAUCUAUUUGGCGAAUCAAAGAAGAGUUACAGCCGCGAUCUCUUUCUUUUUCUCUACUUUCUUCUUAUUCUUGUGGCAGCGAUGACUUCAUUUAAAGUUCACCAAGACAAGUCAACAUUCUCAGGAAAAUCCAUAUUGUAUUUGAAUAGGCAUCAGACUGAGGAAUGGAAAGGAUGGAUGCAGGUUUUGUUCUUAAUGUAUCAUUACUUCAAUGCGAAGGAAAUUUACAAUGCAAUUCGAAUUUUCAUUGCUGCAUAUGUAUGGAUGACUGGGUUUGGAAAUUUCUCUUACUAUUAUGUACGAAAGGAUUUUAGCCUUGCUCGAUUUGCUCAGAUGAUGUGGCGCCUUAAUUUUUUUGUGGCAUUUUGUUGCAUUGUCCUCAACAAUGACUAUACGUUGUACUAUAUCUGCCCCAUGCACACAUUGUUCACCCUUAUGGUCUAUGGUGCACUUGGAAUUCUAAACAAAUACAAUGAGAUUGGUGCCGUGAUUGCAAUAAAGUUUGCCACUUGCUUUUCUGUUGUUAUCUUGGUCUGGGAGAUCCCUGGGGUUUUUGAUAUUGUUUGGAGUCCGUUUACAUUUCUCCUUGGUUACAGUGAUCCAGAUCCUUCGAAGCCCAAAUUUCCUCGUUUGCAUGAAUGGCAUUUCCGGUCCGGACUUGAUCGAUAUAUAUGGAUUAUUGGAAUGAUAUAUGCUUACUAUCAUCCAACUGUAGAGAAGUGGAUGGAAAAGCUUGAAGAGGCUGAAACAAGGAAAAGAGUAUCAAUCAAGGCAUUUAUUGUGACAGUUACAUUAAUGAUUGGAUACUUAUGGUAUAAUUACAUCUACAAGCUCGACAAGAUUACCUACAAUAAGUAUCAUCCAUAUACUUCUUGGAUACCAAUAACUGUUUAUAUCACCUUGAGGAACUUCACCCAACCAUUUCGUAGCUAUUCUUUGACCCUUUUUGCGUGGCUCGGAAAGAUUACAUUGGAGACCUACAUAUCACAAAUUCAUAUCUGGCUCAGAUCAGGAGUUCCUAAUGGACAACCACGAUGGUUGCUGUCAUUUAUUCCUAACUAUCCAUUACUAAACUUCAUGCUCAUCACUGCAUUAUAUGUUGCAGUUUCACAUAGGCUUUUCGAGUUGACAAACACACUGAAGGUGGCAUUUCUGCCUAGCAGAGACAACAAGCGCCUCAGUUAUAAUGUCAUAACUGCUGUAGUGGUCUCAGUCAUCCUGUACACAAUGUCGUUAGUGCUUGUCAACGUUCCAAAAAUGCUGGUCUGAGGCGCCAAAGUGUAUAAAAUUAGGAGCUUACGGAAACAGAGCAGUUACUGCAGUUGCAAGUUUGCAAAAGCGUGAAGGUUUUCGCAAAUAUUAACGGCGGAGAAGAUGAAACAGACGUACUAUUAGCGUCUGCGUGGAGUACCAGAGGACAGGAAACAACAUAUUGCAUACGAAUGGAAGUGUAUCUCCACCUGGCAUGACAUUACAACCUAAAUAAUUAUCAUACGUAUAUUCAAUUUUUUACUCGUUUCAGCUAUCUUUACCACGUGCGUUAUGCUGUGCAUCUAUUGAUACAAUGUUUUACAAACCAUACAUGAUUGACCAGUUCAACUUAACCUAGGAAUUGCAGCGAA
Messenger RNA from Zingiber officinale, 2147 nucleotides. RefSeq names its product protein REDUCED WALL ACETYLATION 2-like. Gene Ontology annotation, biological process: xyloglucan metabolic process; xylan biosynthetic process; plant-type secondary cell wall biogenesis. Gene Ontology annotation, cellular component: Golgi apparatus. The coding region runs from base 154 to 1794 and encodes 546 amino acids. The record is from RefSeq and is a predicted model, not a curated record. Gene Ontology annotation, molecular function: acetyltransferase activity. The transcript is spliced from 16 exons. NCBI's taxonomy places the organism in Eukaryota, Viridiplantae, Streptophyta, Magnoliopsida, Zingiberales, Zingiberaceae.